Molecule: messenger RNA, 2156 nt
Organism: Dipodomys spectabilis (banner-tailed kangaroo rat)
Lineage: Eukaryota; Metazoa; Chordata; Mammalia; Rodentia; Heteromyidae
Product: dedicator of cytokinesis protein 2-like
Biological process (GO): cell migration; small GTPase-mediated signal transduction
Cellular component (GO): plasma membrane; cytoplasm
Molecular function (GO): small GTPase binding; guanyl-nucleotide exchange factor activity
Source: RefSeq, a predicted model, not a curated record
CCCUGCCACCCCUGCCGGUUCCCCACGGGAGGACCAGGCCCGGGCAGCCAUGGCCCCCUGGCGCAGGACCGACAAGGAACUGCUCGGCGUGGCCAUCUCCAACUUCCAGGGCGGCCAGGCGCCGCAGCUCUCCCUGCAGAUCGGCGAUGUGGUGCGGAUACAGGAGACCUGUGGAGACUGGUUCCGGGGCUAUCUCCUAAAGCACAAACUGUCGCAGGGCAUCUUCCCCAGGUCCUUCAUCCACAUCAAGGAGGCCACGGUGGAGAGAGGGGGACACUCGGAGAGCGUGGCUCCCGCGGAGACCCCGCUGGCUCAGGAGGUGGCGGCCACGCUGUGGGAGUGGGGCGGCAUCUGGAAGCAGCUCUACGUGGCCAGCCGGAAGGAGCGCUUCCUGCAGCUGCAGGCCAUGAUGUGCGAGCUGGUGGAGUGGCGCGCGCAGCUCCUGUCCGGGACGCUGCCCAAGGACGAGCUCAAGGAGCUGAAGCAGAAGGUCACGUCCAAGAUCGACUACGGCAACCGAAUCCUGGAGCUGGACCUGACCGUGAGGGAUGAGGAUGGGAACAUCCUGGACCCCGGCCGCACCAGCAUCAUCAGCCUCUUCCACGCACACCAGGAGGCCACGGAGAAGAUCACGGAGCGCAUCAGGGAGGAGAUGUCCCGGGACCAGGCCGACUACGGCGCGUGCUCCCGGCUCUCCUCCUCGCCCACCCACAGCCUCUACGUGUUCGUGCGCAACUUCGUGUGCCGCAUCGGGGAGGACGCCGAGCUCUUCAUGUCGCUCUAUGACCCCAGCAAGCAGGCCGUCAUAAGUGAGAACUACCUGGUGCGCUGGGGCAGCCGCGGCUUCCCGAAGGAGAUCGAGAUGCUCAACAACCUGAAGGUGGUGUUCACGGAUCUGGGAAACAAAGACCUCAACAGGGAUAAGAUCUACUUGAUUUGCCAAAUAGUUCGGAUCGGGAAGAUGGAUCUCAAAGACACCAGUACAAAGAAGUGCACGCAGGGCCUGAGGCGGCCCUGCGGGGUGGCAGGUAUGGACAUCACCGACAUCAUCAAGGGGAAGGUGGAGAGUGACGAGGAGAAGCAGCACUUCAUCCCCUUCCACCCGGUCACAGCUGAAAACGACUUCCUGCACAGCCUGCUGGGCAAAGUCACGGCCUCUAAAGGAGACAGUGGCGGGCAGGGCCUGUGGGUGACCAUGAAGAUGCUGGUGGGCGACCUCACGCAGAUCCGCAAGGACUACCCGCACCUGGUGGACAGGACCACCGUGGUGGCCCGGAAGCUGGGCUUCCCCGAGAUCAUCAUGCCAGGAGACGUGCGGAAUGACAUCUACAUCACGCUCCUACAAGGUGACUUCGACAAGUACAACAAGACCUCGCAGAGGAACGUGGAGGUGAUCGUGUGUGUGUGUUCCGAGGAUGGCAAGACGCUGCCCAACGCGAUCUGCGUGGGCGCUGGGGACAAGCCGAUGAGCGAGUACCACUCCGUGGUUUACUACCAAGUCAAGCAGCCUCGCUGGAUGGAGACGGUCAAGGUGGCGGUGCCCAUCGAGGACAUGCAGAGGAUUCACCUGAGGUUCAUGUUCCGGCACCGCUCCUCCGUGGAAUGUGAGACAAAGGGGGAGAAGAACUUCGCUAUGUCCUACGUGAAGCUGAUGAAGGAGGACGGGACCACGCUGCAGGAUGGCUGCCACGACCUGACGGUGCUCAAGGGAGACAGCAAGAAGAUGGAGGACGCCAGUGCGUACCUGACCCUGCCUUCCGCUCGGCACCACGCGGACAGCAAGGGGGCCACCUUGAGCCGGAGCUCCAGCAGCGUCGGGGGGCUGUCCGCGAGCUCCCGAGACAGCUUCUCCAUCUCCACCCUGGUGUGCUCUACCAAGCUCACCCAGAACGUGGGUCUGCUGGGGCUGCUGAAGUGGCGCAUGAAGCCGCAGCUGCUGCAGGAGAAUCUGGAGAAGCUGAAGAUCGUGGACGGCGAGGAGGUGGUGAAGGUGGGUGCCUGGUUCUCGCUCGUCCGCCGACUCGUCCACUGGGCAGCUCUGGGCUUUGGGGGACCACAGGAAACCCGACACGUCCCCGGGAGGAGCAGAACCCUGUUUUACUCACUUUCUCCCGCCCUGGGGAGGCAGCGGCAGCAUUUCGGACCCACGCCUUCAC